AUGAUCAAGUAUUACAACUACGUACUGCAGAUUCUGAUCCUCCUCUUGUCGCUGCAGUCGUCGGAAUGUCGACACCAUGGGCAUGGCCAAGGCAGGGCAGCUCGGGCAAAGAAGGAUCGCAAUUAUAACGGGCUUGGACGGAUUAUUGGCGGCACUGCGGCAGAUCCGAACGAGUCACCGUACCAAGUGUCUAUACAAUACGAUUCGGAUCAUAUAUGUGGCGGAGCUAUUUUAGCUCCGACUUGGGUGGUUACUGCGGGACAUUGUAUUAUGGGGGGCAUCACCGUUCUGGUGGGCGUAUAUGACCUUAAAGUGGUCAAUGAAGAGUUUCGGUAUGAAGUAGAGGAGAUGUUUCAGCACUGCAGCUAUCUAGACGCAGAAAUGAAUCACGAUAUUGGAAUGAUAAGGACAAAGAAACGUAUAAGUUUUAAUGAAAAGGUUGCAAUGAUUCAACUCGAAACAGAGGAAUUGGAACCGUACGCAGAGCUACGACUAACGGGAUGGGGGGCCACUAAAUAUGAGCGUAAACCAUCAGGCACAAACUCCCAGGACAUCGAUAUUGAAUACCCCACAAUAAAGCAGGCAAUGACAUUUAAGUUUUGGCCACGCGGAAGAUGCCUGGAAAAGUGGGAGCCAAAGCUUGGUGUGGACGAGGAUGGAUUAUGCGCUUACAAUUCAAUAGGGCAUGGAGCAUGUGUUGGCGAUUCCGGAAGCCCUCUGACACACAAAGGAAAAAUUGUAGGCCUUGCCAGCUAUGUGUCAGCCUGCGCUCGUGGCCUUCCCGAUGUUUUCGUGAGCACGUUCAUCUAUCAUGAUUUCAUACGCACAGUAAUGAACGACUGCCCAAGAAGACAGAUGGAUGGCGAUUCAAAAGCACACAACGAUAAGAUAACAAAACCUAUAAAAAUACCCAAACUAAAACUACGAUGCGCCAGAUCACAUUCUGGGCGCUGCAGAAAAGCAAGGCGGACUAAAAACUAACACAAUUAGCAAAUUACGUUAAGGUUUUGUGAAAUGGUGCAUCAAAUAAAUACAUAUUAGGAUUUCUAUCACUGCUAUACGUGUAUAAAUAUAUACUGAAAUUUGCUAAAA
This is a messenger RNA of Scaptodrosophila lebanonensis, 1092 nucleotides long. RefSeq names its product chymotrypsin-2-like. Gene Ontology annotation, molecular function: serine-type endopeptidase activity. Lineage: Eukaryota; Metazoa; Arthropoda; Insecta; Diptera; Drosophilidae. The record is from RefSeq and is a predicted model, not a curated record. Gene Ontology annotation, biological process: proteolysis. The transcript has a single exon. The coding region runs from base 1 to 981 and encodes 326 amino acids.